GAAGAGGGGGGGGGGAUAUAGGAGGAGGGAGCCCUCUGGGCAGUAAAAUGGCGCCUGUCAGAGUGGGAAAACCAGCUGCAGAGGCUGCAGCCCUGCUCCUCAGCGGCUAGGAGACCCCCGGCCUCGGGGAGGGGGAGGCCACCUCGGCCCAGCGCUCCGUGCCUUGCGGCUCCCCCUCCCCCUUCCUCGCUCCAGUGCUCCGCCAGCUCGUUCUCUGCCGUCGAGGCCUUUCGCGCGCCGCUAGCCCCCACCCGCCCCUUUCCCGAGGGCAGCUCCCUAGCGCGCCUGCGCAGCGGGCCACCCUCCACUUCCCCCUCCUCCCCUCCCCCUCCAUCCCUGACCCCCUCCCCCACAACCCCUUCCCCCCCAAUUCUCUAUACCCCUUCCCUCCUGGUCUCCGAGGACCCCAUCCUAGCCUGAUCUGUCUCUGCCAGAAACCUCCGUGAAGGCGCCUUUGCUACCCCCCGUCCAUGUGGGCCCCCGCGGGCUGCCCACGCCUGUCCCCCAGCUCCCGAUUCCGCUGGGCUUUUCCCUCGCCGGGGGUGGCUCUGUGAGCCGCCCGCUUGGUGCCAAUCGCUGCAGCCUCUCCUGCCACUCGGGGCCCCCGUUCUCCCUCCCGGAGGCGGGGGGCUGCCCCCGGGGGGCUGGCGGAGCUGGGCCGCGGGGGCCCCGGGGCCGGCGGUGCCGGGGUCAUCGGGAUGAUGCGGACGCAGUGUCUGCUGGGGCUGCGCACGUUCGUGGCCUUCGCCGCCAAGCUCUGGAGCUUCUUCAUUUACCUUUUACGGAGGCAGAUCCGCACGGUAAUUCAGUACCAAACUGUCCGAUAUGAUAUCCUCCCCUUAUCUCCUGUGUCCCGGAAUAGGCUAGCCCAGGUGAAGAGGAAGAUCCUGGUGCUGGAUCUGGAUGAGACACUUAUUCACUCUCAUCAUGAUGGGGUCCUGAGGCCUACAGUGCGGCCUGGAACACCUCCUGACUUUAUCCUCAAGGUGGUAAUUGACAAACAUCCUGUCCGGUUUUUUGUUCAUAAGAGACCUCACGUGGAUUUCUUCUUAGAAGUGGUAAGCCAGUGGUAUGAGCUUGUGGUAUUUACAGCAAGCAUGGAGAUUUACGGCUCUGCAGUGGCAGACAAAUUGGACAACAGCAGAAGCAUUCUUAAGAGGAGAUACUAUAGACAGCACUGCACUUUGGAGUUGGGCAGCUACAUCAAGGACCUCUCUGUAGUCCACAGUGACCUCUCCAGCAUUGUGAUCCUAGAUAACUCCCCAGGGGCUUAUAGGAGCCAUCCAGACAACGCUAUCCCGAUCAAAUCCUGGUUCAGUGACCCUAGUGACACGGCCCUUCUUAACCUGCUCCCAAUGCUGGAUGCCCUCAGGUUCACCGCUGAUGUCCGUUCCGUGCUGAGCCGAAACCUUCACCAACAUAGGCUCUGGUGACAGCUGCUCCCCCUCCACCUGCAUUGGGGUGGGGGGGAAAGGGAGGGCCAGCCCUUGGGAUGCCUUCAGUUGCUUUGUCCAAUGUGAGGACUGCCUGGGCAGGGUCUACCCCUCCCAUCCCUCUCUGCCUUGGGAGCCCUACACUCCACUUGGAGUCUGGAUGGACACAUGGGCCAGACUGAGAAGCAGCCUCACUCUAACUUCCUGUUCACACUCCAUGGAAAUCCCAGACUGGGACAGGUGGAAGCCUUGGAGAGCUGAAACAGUAUCUGUUGGAGAGGCAGGACUGGCCAGAGUGAGAGACAUACAUACAGUGAUCCUGGAGGCUUAAAGAGAAGCCAAGUCAGCUUUGUUGUGAUUUGAUUUUUUAAAAAUUCUUGUACAAAACUGAUCUAAUUCUUCACUCCUGCUCCAAGGGCUAUGGGUGGGAGAUUGGGAUUUUGGGCCACUGGAUCUUCCUCAAACUUGUCCUUCCCUCAGUUUUUCUUUCUCUAGAAUCCCCAAUACCUGUAACCAACUUUCUCUCCCCACCCCUUUCCUUCUCUUUUAAACCAUGCAUUAUAACUUUGAAACCAAA
Molecule: messenger RNA, 2010 nt
Organism: Dipodomys ordii (Ord's kangaroo rat)
Lineage: Eukaryota; Metazoa; Chordata; Mammalia; Rodentia; Heteromyidae
Gene: Ctdnep1
Product: CTD nuclear envelope phosphatase 1
Exons: 8
Coding region: 699-1433 (244 amino acids)
Molecular function (GO): protein serine/threonine phosphatase activity
Source: RefSeq, a predicted model, not a curated record